Messenger RNA from Oppiella nova, 1201 nucleotides. The record is from the annotation of a GenBank genome assembly. NCBI's taxonomy places the organism in Eukaryota, Metazoa, Arthropoda, Arachnida, Sarcoptiformes, Oppiidae.
UUCGUUUUCGGCGCCCUUAUCUCACAACUCACUACAGAUAUCGCAAAGUAUUCAAUCGGAAGACUGAGGCCUCACUUCAUAGACGUGUGUCAACCGCAGACACGUGACGGACACCAGUUUUCACUUAGAAGUGCCUGUCCUUCCGGCUUUGAGUUUAUAUAUUACACGGACUACGAGUGCACGUCCACCACAUACAACGCACACCGUAUACGUGAUGCGCACCUGUCGUUCAUGUCCGGCCACUCAUCCUUUGCCGCCUAUUGUUUAGUCUAUUUAGUGAUUUACCUGCAGUUGCGGCUGAGGUGGUCAGCCUUGGGAUUCAUACGACCCCUAUAUCAGGCGAUUCUCAUAUAUAUUGUGAUUUAUACGGGAUUUUCACGAAUUUCCGAUUAUAAGCACCACUGGAGCGAUGUGUUGAUUGGCCUCAUUCAGGGAACAGUAGUCGCGAUACUGACCACAGCUUUCAUAUCGGAUUUGCUGAUAAUUAAAAGCAAUGCCCAACCCGUAAAUGACAGCACCGGCACUAGCACUCCAGUCUCGUACUCGACUGCCAUCACAAGCCCUAAACGUGUACCCAAUUAUGAUAGUUGUAAAGUAGAAAUGGACGAACAUAUAAGUAAAUAAUAGUAUUACGUUUGGUCUCAUAUUAAUCUCUAAACACUAACAGAUUCUUAUCUUUGAUUAGUUUGUAGUCAUAAAUACUUUAUUUUAUUAUUAUUUUACGUCAAAAGUCACACGAAAUACCGUUUUUGUCUAAAUUUCUCUCUCUUUCAGGCCUUUCGAAGAGUGAGAUAUUGUAAUAAUUGACGGAAACUUAUGGUUUGAUUUAAAUUAAUACCGUAACAAUUGAUUUAUGUUUGUUUUGUAUUUUUAUAAAUUAUUUUUUAAUUAUUUUAAAUAUAAUUUUAUACGUGAUGUUAAUCUUAUGGGAAUUUUAAUCAUUUUUUAUUACUUUAUCCCUCAUUUGAAGUUUUAACUAAUUCUUAAGCACAUCUUUCCCGUACAUUAAUGUAACACUAAUUGCUGUCAAUAAUUACCUGUGCCUUCACUUAUCUGUCUAUUUGUGGACAGUAUAUUAGAGCCUACAUAUGACAGGUUAAUCACACCUACAAAUCACCACACCCUCUCCCAUUUAUAAAUGUUACUGUAUCAUUUUCUAGUCGUUAUAUUUUUCGAUAUAUCAAUACAUGUUUCAUUUGAG